AUAUCGCUUUUGCACCCUUCUACUCGCCACGCACACACACUCCCUCGUUAACGAUCUGCACAACCGACCCAUACUCGUUAGCCAACCUCCAAGAUGCUCUUCUCCACCAAAACUGUGCUGAGCACCUUGGCCGUCGCUGGUAACGUCGCCGCCAGCAACCUCCACCACGGCCACGCUCAAUUCCACGCCAAGCGCGACAUUGAGAAACGUGAGGACUACUCCAACGUAGACUGGAAGGUUGCCCUCAAGGAUGUCGACUGGAACACCGUCAAGUACGAUGGCUCUGCCCCCGCUGCCACCCAGGCUCCCUCCUCCCAGCCCGAGGCACAGGUUGCCUCCAACCCCAAGCCCACUUCCAGCGCUGCUCCCGUUUACGCUCCCGCUCCCGCAAAGUCUUCUUCCAAGGCCCCUGCUGCUUCCUCCUCUUCCGCUCCUUCCAAGCCCGACACCCCAUCUGUCGGUGAUGUGGUCGGUGAUGUUAUCGGCGACUUCACCGAUGCCAUCUCCACAGCAGUUUCCGCCUUCUCUAAGCUUGAGGUCAUAGGCAACACUGGCCUCAACGCAAAGACCCAGGGCGAGAACAUCUGGAUUGGCAGCGAUGGCAAGUACAAGAUGACCUUUACCAAUGACGACAGCAAGGACAUGGCCGUCGUCUGCUGGGAGGGCGAGGGCCUGUGGGUCACCAAAAAAACCCCCCAAAUUUUCGUCGCCCUCAAAGGCGGCAAGUCUGUCACCCUCUCCAUCCCCUAUGGUAUGUCCGGAGGCUGCGCUGCCGGCACUUCGACCUCCAACAACUGGUAUGGUCUCAUCAACGAGUCCAUCCUCGAAUUCACCGCCAAGGAUGGUGCCAUGGGCUGCUUCGACGUCUCCCGUGAAAUCAACCAGCAGGGCAUCGUCAUGACCGCCAAGGGCUCCCAGUGCACGUCUGGUCUCGUCGGUGGCCAGCUCUCUUGCGUUUUCCUCUGCGUCGACAAAACAACACAGAGGUGCGAGGCGGCCAAGUCCUACGGUAUCUCUUUGGGUGCUGCCACCGAAGGUUCCUGCAUGAUGGGCAACGACCCCCAUGACGACGGUGCGUCCGGUGGCUGCCAGUUCGGCACCGACGGCGAGCACAUACAGGUCACCGUCUCCAGCUCCCGCAACUGGCCCCCGUACCAGGGCGAGCUCCACACUUAAGCGCAUCUUGCCAAU
Molecule: messenger RNA, 1191 nt
Organism: Periconia digitata
Lineage: Eukaryota; Fungi; Ascomycota; Dothideomycetes; Pleosporales; Periconiaceae
Source: the annotation of a GenBank genome assembly